Messenger RNA from Kuraishia capsulata CBS 1993, 1302 nucleotides. RefSeq lists its product as uncharacterized. The transcript has a single exon. The record is from RefSeq and is a predicted model, not a curated record. NCBI's taxonomy places the organism in Eukaryota, Fungi, Ascomycota, Pichiomycetes, Pichiales, Pichiaceae. Gene Ontology annotation, molecular function: NEDD8 activating enzyme activity. Gene Ontology annotation, biological process: protein neddylation. The coding region runs from base 1 to 1302 and encodes 433 amino acids. Gene Ontology annotation, cellular component: cytoplasm; nucleus.
AUGGCAGCAUUUUCGCCUCUGACAGAUCCGUCAAUUGGACCUUCUUUGAGGAGUCGUGGCCCUUUUGCUGACCCGGAUUAUACCCCAGAGUUCGGCAGUGAUUCGAUCUCAGAGUCCAAGAUCCUCGUGAUUGGGGCAGGAGGACUAGGGUGUGAGAUUCUAAAGAAUCUGGUGCUGAGUGGCUUUAGAGACAUACACGUUAUUGAUAUGGAUACGAUAGAUGUUUCCAAUCUGAACAGACAAUUUCUGUUUCGAAAAGAAGACGUGGGGCGUUCCAAAGCAAUAGCGGCGUCUGAGUUCGUGAUGAGACGCAUUCGGCGUGGCGUGCGCAUAACGCCUUAUUUCGGCAAAAUCCAGGAUAAGCCCAAGGAAUAUUAUCGUGGAUUUACGCUUGUGAUUUGUGGAUUGGACAGUGUUGAAGCACGAAGAUGGAUAAAUGCCACUUUGGUUGAUCUCGCCGCAGAAGGUGAUAUCGUCCCAAUGGUGGAUGGAGGCACCGAAGGGUUCCGAGGCCAAACAAGGGUGAUAAUACCAACUAUUAGCUCCUGCUACGAGUGUUCGCUAGACCUUUUGCCUACCAAGAGGACUUUUCCUGUUUGCACGAUCGCCAAUACACCACGACUACCCGAGCACUGUAUAGAGUGGGCUCAUCAACUCUUAUGGCCAAAAAACUUCCCCCAGCGCAAGUUUGAUGCGGAUUUGGAGCAGCAUGUUGACUGGAUUUACGAUCAGGCGCUUUUCAGGGCAAAUGAGUUUGGAAUUGAAGGCGUAACCAGGAGUUUGACGUUGGGAGUCGUGAAAAACAUCGUUCCCGCGAUAGCUUCCACGAACGCCAUUAUAGCGGCUUCUUGCUGUAACGAAGCCUUCAAGUUUGUGACCAGCUGUAAUCCAGUUCUGGACAACUACAUGAUGUAUUCUGGUGACCAAUCGGUGUACUCCUAUUCGUUCUGUCUGGAGAAGAAACCCGAUUGCCCAGUAUGCGGCAGUCUGGCCCAGGAUUUGACAGUACCUAGAUUCUUCACAUUGCAAGAGCUACUAGACUUGGUGGCGGAAAAACCAAAGUUUCAGCUUAAAGCCCCUUCUGUGGCUACAUCGGACAGAAACCUUUACCUGAGGUUCCCCGAGCAACUGGAGACGUUGACUCGACCGAACUUGGAACUGAAGCUGAUCGACCUCAUUUCGGAGUCUGAGGAGCUUCUUAUCACUGACAGGAGUUUGCCAUUGUCGCUGAAACUACGAGUCAGGUUUACCGGGGAUAGUGAGAGACCCAAAGAUUCUGGAAAUCUUUCAUUGAUAAGGUGA